CCUGAAACAGACACCCAAUUUGGGCUUCGUUGUGCACCAAGCCGGUGACCCGCUAGCACCCCGGGUGGGUUUCGUCUUCGGGCACCCUCCACUCCGGCCCUCCCCUCUCGUCUCCAAAUUUCCAAAGAUCUCCGAACCCUAGCUCGGGUUCGUGGGGGGAGAAGGGCCGAUGAGGCUCCUCGCCGGGCUUUUCAUCUGCUUGCUGGUGCUCUGCGCAUCGGGGGAUUUCGUCCACGGUGCCUCCGGCUCGGAAGAGGUGAAAAAGACGAACAAGUUCCGGGAACGCGAAGCCAGCGAUGAUAUGCUUGGAUAUCCCAACUUAGAUGAAGAUUCUUUAUUGAACUCCAAAUGUCCAAAGCACGUUGAAUUGAGAUGGCAGACUGAAGUUAGUUCCAGCAUCUAUGCGACCCCCUUGGUUGCUGAUAUUAACAGUGACGGCAAGCUUGAGGUGGUGGUACCAUCAUUUGUUCAUUAUUUGGAAGUGCUGGAAGGUUCUGAUGGAGAUAAACUACCAGGUUGGCCUGCCUUCCACCAAUCAACAGUUCAUUCGAGUCCUCUCUUAUAUGAUAUUGAUAAGGAUGGUACGAGAGAAAUAGCUCUGGCUACUUACAAUGGUGUUAUUAACUUUUUUAGGGCAUCAGGCUAUAUGAUGAUGGACAAACUAGAAGUGCCUCGUAGAAAAGUUCGUAAGGACUGGUAUGUUGGAUUGCAUCAAGAGCCUGCAGACCGUUCUCAUCCAGAUAUUCAUGAUGAUCAGGAGGCUUCUGUUAAGAAUGCAAUGUCUCAGAUUAAUGGAAGCACAUCUGGAUUAAAUAACUCUGUUAAAACAACAGUUGGCAACAUUGGCUCUUCAAUGAAUGUAUCCAAGCCAGAGGAUGAAAGAAAACGUGAUCUUGCUCAAGCAGGGCAAGAUAAUGGGUUGGUGAACAAUUUGGAUAAUACCACUGUGCAUAAUGUGUCACUGGGAAGUGCUAUAGCAGAGAAUACAACACAGUCUCGACGGAGACUUCUUGAAGACAGUGAUUCAAAAGGGGCUCAAGAAGGAACUUCUGAAUCUCGUGCCAAUGAUAGUGAUUUACAGGCAGCAACUGUGGAAAACAAUGAGGUUCUGGAAGAAGAUGCUGAUUCAUCUUUUGAUUUAUUUCGGAAUGCCGAAGAUCUAGAUGAUGAGUAUAAUUAUGAUUAUGAUGAUUACGUUGAUGAAUCCAUGUGGGGAGAUGAGGAAUGGACAGAGGUGGAACAUGAGAAAAUGGAAGAUUAUGUGAACAUUGAUUCGCACAUUCUAAGCACUCCGGUAAUUGCAGACAUUGACAAUGAUGGCACACAAGAAAUGAUUGUUGCUGUCUCCUACUUCUUCGAUCGCGAGUACUAUGAUAACCAAGAACAUUCAGCAGAUUUGGGUGGCAUUGAUAUUGAAAAAUAUGUAGCCACUGGCAUCGUUGUUUUCAAUCUUGAUACGAAGCAUGUCAAAUGGACUGCCGAUCUUGAUCUGAGCAUGGAGACUGCAAGCUCCCCUGCCUAUAUAUAUUCUUCUCCCACAGUUGUUGAUUUGGAUGGUGAUGGAAAUAUGGACAUACUUGUUGGCACUUCAUAUGGCUUGUUUUAUAUUUUGGAUCAUCGUGGUAAGGUGAGAGAGAAGUUUCCACUUGAGAUGGCUGAGAUUCAGGGACCAGUGGUGGCAGCAGAUAUAAAUGAUGAUGGUAAAAUUGAAAUAGUGACAGUUGAUACCCAUGGAAAUGUUGCUGCAUGGACUGCCCAAGGAGAUGAAAUUUGGGAAGUACAUAUUAAGAGUCUCAUACCACAGGGUCCCACCAUUGGUGAUGUUAAUGGAGAUGGUCAUACCGACGUUGUAAUUUCAACAGUAUCAGGAAAUAUAUAUGUUCUUAGUGGAAGAGAUGGUUCACAAGUUCAUCCAUUCCCAUACCGGACACAUGGGAGGGUGAUGAGUCCAGUUCUUUUAGUUGAUCUAAGCACACGUCAUGAAAAGUCGAAGGGGCUGACUCUUGUUACAACUUCAUUUGAUGGUUACUUAUACUUGAUUGAUGGGGCCACAGGAUGUGCAGAUGCUGUUGACAUUGGCGAGACAUCAUACAGCAUGGUCUUGGCUGAUAAUGUUGAUGGUGGAGAUGACCUUGAUCUAAUUGUUAGUACCAUGAACGGCAACGUUUUCUGCUUUUCUACCCCCUCACCACACCAUCCUCUUAAGGAAUGGAGAUCAUCAAACCAGGGUAGGAAUAAUGCUGCGUACCGAUAUAAUCGUGAAGGAAUAUAUGUCUCACAUUCAUCCCGGGCUUUUCGUGAUGAAGAAGGCAAACAUUUCUGGGUGGAGAUGGAGAUUAUAGACAAAUACAGAGUGCCUUCCGGGUCUCAAGGACCUUAUAAUGUUACAACAACUUUAUUGGUUCCUGGGAAUUACCAAGGAGAGAGGCGCAUAGUGGUCAAUCAGGUCUACGAUCAACCAGGGAAGCAGCGGGUGAAGCUGCCAACAGUGCCUGUUCGAACAACAGGUACCGUGCUGGUGGAGAUGGUUGACAAGAAUGGACUAUAUUUCUCUGAUGAAUUCUCGUUGACAUUCCAUGUGCAUUUCUAUAAGCUACUGAAGUGGCUUGUGGUGUUGCCGAUGCUUGGUAUGUUUGGUAUCCUCGUCAUUCUCCGUCCACAGGAAGGUGCACCUUUGCCAUCUUUCUCACGGAAUGCAGAUUAGUGGCUUUUUUGUAGAGUUAGCGUACCGUGGGAGAACAAUUAUAAGAAAGUUUUUGAUUUUCUAAUUAUACAAUAGUGAAGACUGACGUUUCAUUUAAAUUUAAUCAACUUGUGUAAAAGUUCUCUUA
This is a messenger RNA of Elaeis guineensis (African oil palm), 2831 nucleotides long. RefSeq names its product protein DEFECTIVE IN EXINE FORMATION 1. Gene Ontology annotation, molecular function: protein binding. NCBI's taxonomy places the organism in Eukaryota, Viridiplantae, Streptophyta, Magnoliopsida, Arecales, Arecaceae. The record is from RefSeq and is a predicted model, not a curated record.